Messenger RNA from Porites evermanni, 4564 nucleotides. The record is from the annotation of a GenBank genome assembly. Lineage: Eukaryota; Metazoa; Cnidaria; Anthozoa; Scleractinia; Poritidae.
CGUCACCAGACCCUUUUCAACAUUGAACGUGGCAAAUCCAAAAUGGAGGAAAUAGUGAUUGUGUUUACAAUCGCCUACGCGCUUGUUUCACUGUGUUUUGUGGCGCCUCCAAGAGAGUUUGUCAGUGCAGGUUUAACCGUGCAGAAUAUCCUGUCUGGAUACUUAGGGAGUGAAGAUAUGGAUUUUGUUGGCUAUCAUUUGAAAAGAACUACUUCCACUGUGUUACUUCACUCAUUGCUUCCACUUGGUAAACAUGAGCACCAAGCUAAGAUAGUUAGAUACUUUUAUUUUUAUCUUUUUUACCAUUGUAUUUAAUAUUCAAAUCCCGUCUCCCCUCUACUGGAGGUACAAUUGAAUUUUAACAUGCGGGAAUUUUUAGGUGCGGACAUAUUUCUUCUCUAAUUAGAGACAGGGAGAAUCAUCAAACGUUGGUGCUGACGUACAUGUACAGCUGUUACCGUCCCUUCGGCAGAAAAUUAAUGGGCGGAAUUUUAGAAUACCUGAUUACUUAUCCAAACGCUUUAAAGAACGACGCACAACACAAUGUUCAGGUUUUGUUUUUAAACGAGAUACAAAUAAAUGGCCGGGUAAUCUGAGCUGUCAGUCACACAGGCUGGAGAAAAACAUAAAAAUGAAAACCAAGUAAAACUCUUUUCUUAAAGGGAUUUUUAAAAUGACAAAUCUUUUUUAAACUUAUUUUGCACUCCAGAAGAAUAGGGGAGAAUAUGAAUGUUUUUAUUUAUUUUUUAUUUUUUUCAUACACUCAGGUUACUAUAUUUGUUUGGGACUGGUUUCACCUAGACUUCGGUUGUUUGAGCCAGCAAGAGCAGGAUUAUCUGCUAAUAUUUGUCUGUUAGCAUGUUUGAGUAUUGCUCUUGGUGGUGCGGUUUGUGCUAGAUAUUGGUCUUGGAAUAAAUGGUAAGUUCAUGAACAAGGUGUAUGUUGACAUGACUUUGUACCCGGUAUGUACCGUAAUCAACAAUACACAAUACCAAGUUGUGUGAAAGCAGUUAGAGAAAAUCCAGUGCCAGUUUAUAUCAGUCUGUCUUUGAACUACAUAGUCCUCACUGUUGUCAGGUUUCAGUUGUUAAAAACACGGACAACGCUGUGGACAAAUCUUUGAAAGAUGGAGCUACACAAUUAACUUUCCUUUUACCUAAAGUUGGAACACACUAGGCAACAAGUGACAACAACACGUUGCAGUGACAAGUCAUAUCGUAUAUACCGGAGAAUUUUUGCAACAAUAUUUGUCUCUGUGACAUAAUUUAUUGUCUCAGUUUGUGAAAUCAGAAAAUCAUGAAAUCAGAUUGAAUUCAUUCAAAUUGUUGCAACAACAAAAUUCUAUUGUGGAAACAAAGAUCAUAAAAAGGCUCCAGUACACACAAAGUAUUAGUGGCUGCAGCCUGUCCAGAACUUGUCACCCAACCUGUACACAAGGAGUGAUUUGUUGCCAGGACAUUUUUCAGUGACAUGUUGCUAAGUGUUUUCUGACCUUUAAUGUAUCUGCUGGAAACAACUGAUCUUGAAAAAAUCCUGGCAAAUUGCAAAUGAUCAGGCUGAUUCUUUAAAACUGUUUAUUUACUGAAACUGACUAAACUGCAGUGUUAAUCUCAGAAAACUCAAUAUUAUUGUCUGUCAACAGUUGAGACAUGUAUUAUAUGUAGAUAAAAAUCUAAAGGGCAUUUAUCUGCAUCAGUUGACCUAAGCAAUCAUUACAAAACAAGUUCAAGAGACUACAUUAUUGUGUAAAAGAAAUAGAAAAUUAUUACCAUUCAGCUAGCCUGCGUUACAGGUGCCGGUUAUUAUAUUUUUUACAGGCUGCGUGAGGGGCAAAUGUGAAUAUAGGGGAGAGGAGGCACCUGCAGUGAAGGCCCUAGUUUUCCAUUUUCUUUGUUUGCUGAUGGUGCAUAAAAUGCCAUUGGCUAAGAACGCCCCUUUGGGGUUAGUCCCAGGGAGUUUGUCUGUCACCCACCUCAAUGCGUAAUAAAUUACCAGUCAAUGGAAUUCAAGUCUUGUAAAGAGGCCCUGCCGGGGGGGCUCAUGUCGCCCGUCUGAAUUUUAAAACGUCUCGUGUCGGUGUUUAUAAAUGCUUGUUGCUUAUUGUCAGCUUUGCCGUCACUGUUGCAAUUUGGCCGAGGGAGGUUGUCUCUUGUCGUGAGUUCAUUUUACGCGCUGUCGCUACCUUUUGGGCCAUGUCGCUUGUCAGAAUUUACCCUGGCAGGGCCUCUGUAAACACCCCUGUCACAAGCAGCAUGACAACGGCUGAAAAACUGUUUAAAUCAUGCUUGCAAGGAAUAUUUAAAAAAGCUCAGCUGGAGAAGAUUUUCGAUUUCAGUUUUCAUUUUUGAAAAGCAUUGUGCCAUCUUUUCUGAUAAAGAUCUCUUGGCAGUAUUACCAGCUGGGUUUCAAGAAAGUUUAAUUUUCCAUUUUAUUUGUAUAUUUGGGGUUCAAAGACUGGAGCCAUCUCUGCAAGCUUUGUCAUUGUUUCCCCGUUGCAAAGCAGCUGAGGUAACUUCUACGGAAUUGUCAGUGUGUUAAUGAGAGAAAAACUGGACUGUUUAAAAGAAAUAUAGCAAGGAAAGUAUAACAUCACAUAUGUGUCAGCUGAAGCAGCGAUGUAUAAAGGAUUGAUGAUUGAAAUUGCUAACACUGCCCAACAAAAAUAUAGCAGUGUCAUAACGUUCACGUUUGUGACUGCGGACAGCGGUAGCGGUAGAUGAGGAAUGAUUCAGUGGCCAGCUAUUCUGAAGUUUAGUGUCAUUUGCUUUAUGCAGCUAUAACCAAAAUACACAAGAUUAUAUUUUCCUUUGGGUUUGUCGUUGGUUUCAUGUCGUUAGAUGAUCGUCUUUCAAUCAAUUUUUUGUCAGUUGAAGCAGGACUGUCACAUUAUUAAGCUGGGGGCGUAAUUGGAAAACCAGGGUCUCUGCGGCAGUCAUCUCCUCUCCUUUUCUCCUUUCAUGCGUCCUCUAGAUUUCUCCUUCGCCCUAAAAAACCAGCCCCUGUUACGCAUGCUACCAUUCAGCUAAAACAUAUUUCUGUAUUUAAAAAUCAAUUUCUCACAUUGUUUUCAUAAGAAAUAUAUACAGAACAGAUGCAUAACAUUAAAUUUUACAUUGAUAUUAGGGGCUAGUGAUAGAUCUGCACUUUAUAAAUCCUCAAAAAGAGGUGCUACAUUAUUUUGUUUUGUUUUUGUCCAGGUCCCACCAUCCUUUUGCAAAACUGUUACUUAAGCAUGGAAGCCCUUGGAGAGCUGUAGCAUCAAGUGUUAACAUAGAAUUCCGUCGCAUCACAAAAUUUUCUUCAAUAAUUGGAGGCACCAGCCUUUACAUCACAGAUUCGUGGAUAAUUAGGUGCUCGGCAUACAAAAUAGACAUUGCCCAUCAACCUGAUGUCCACUUGUCAAUCAUUCAUGCAGAAGACCAUGCCAUUUCUCACGAGAGUAGCAUUGCUGUGCAGUUCUUGAAUAUCAAAGUUUCUAGCAUCACGCCAGGGGUUAAGCCCUUUGUUAUUAGACUGAACUCCACAGAUUAUGGCGACCUGAGGGAAAAGCUGCAAGCUCCAAUCAGAAAUGCAAGGAAUGUUGUAAUACACCAGUCACUUAGCGACAAGUUUAUUGAGGCUUUUAAGGAACAAGUUGCACAGAAUAAUGCCUAUCACUUACAGGAUGGAGAAGAGGUGUGUAUUGUUUGUAGGAAGGUUCUAAAAAAGGCAAAGCUCAAAACAAAAAUCAUUAAUCAAGAUCAUUGUCUAUUUUCUCUUAGGAUAAUCAAAAUGAAUUACGAUUGCCUUGAGUUUCAUUUGUGAGAGUGGUUACCUCCUCAGAUAUCAUAUUAAAUACAAAAAAUUCCAUUCCUGGCUAUCUAACCUCAUUAACCUAAGCUAGGGUGUAGUAAAGAGAAAGCUAAGCAGUCUUAUUUACUAGUCCAGCUGGCUUUUUACUCAACUACUCCUUUGUAAUUACCCCACGAGUUUACUUUCCUUGCAUUUUGAACUGGUGGUAAGCUCUCUUUCAGUCCAUGAAAUUCACCAGCAAACUGCUUCUUAGCUUCAUCCCCAAUUGAGCUGUUUGUCUUGGAAUUCUACCAGCUGUAAAAAGAGUGAAAAGAGUUUCACUUGUAGUCAUUGUCCCUUUCCUAUCUAUUUUGUAAAGGCUAGUCUGUUUUCCUUGCAUUUUUUCUUUUCAAAGGUUUCUUUGUAUAUUUUGUUGUAUGUACACUGUAGCAAACUAAUGUGGUAUGGCCUGAACAUCCCAGAAUUUAAUUCAAAUUAAUUAUACAUUAUACAUCCUUAAUCAUCUAUUUUUGUCUUUUAGGAGCCUGAACCAUGUAUUGGCUGCAUGCAAGCACCUGCAAAUAUCAAACUACGGAAACUGUGUGCUUCAGCUGGAGAGGGACAAUGUGUGCCCUGUUAUUGCCGUCCAAUGUGGUGUAUAGACUGUAUGGGCAAAUGGUUUGCCAGUCGACAAGAUCAGCACCAGCCUGAGGGGUGGUUAGCAAGUACCUCGCCUUGUCCAACUUGUAGAGCAAAGUUUUGUAUGCUUGAUGUAUGUUUGGUUGAUAGAUGA